Copidosoma floridanum is the source of this 1991-nucleotide messenger RNA. Its product is annotated as cdc42 homolog. Lineage: Eukaryota; Metazoa; Arthropoda; Insecta; Hymenoptera; Encyrtidae. Gene Ontology annotation, biological process: small GTPase-mediated signal transduction. The record is from RefSeq and is a predicted model, not a curated record. Gene Ontology annotation, molecular function: GTP binding; GTPase activity.
CAAAUUUUCAAUUCGAUUCGAACGCAUAAUUAAGUUAUUACCAACGACAUUUUACCGACUGAGUAAAAGAAAGGCUUGUUUACAACGGAAAGACGCAAUAAAUGAGGUAAAUGCACCUCAAGAUUUUUAUGGUUAUGAUAUCAUAACUCGAUAAAAAAGAACGUGAAAGAAAAGCACUUGCAAAAAGAGAGUAUAUAGAGAAUGGGCAGCUGGAGCUCUCUGUAAGGCUCAGGAGCUACUUGUUAAAGAAGAGAGAGCAAAAGGUCACUGCAUCCGUUGGAUUGUAAAUCUGUUAUACACUUUUAUAUGUCUGUGCAGAGAGUUGUUGACGAGACGACGACGCCCAUUCCACUGUAGAAAUAAGAUUCCACCGUCUGCAAUUGAGUCAGUCUGAAAGUGCGAUCAGUGCGUUGUUAAGUGUCGCGUGUGUUCAUGUUGUACUUAUAUUGUAAAAGUGCGACCGGUUAUCUACGAUUACUUAUACCAUCCUCAUUGAAUUGGGCCUCCUGACAAACGUACGGAUAGUACUCCCAAUCAGUUUCGCCGGAUACGAUCAAAGAGAGAGAUACAUGUUAAAAGUAUACAUGUUGUAAGCGCACUGGUGCGCGCGUGUGCCCCGUCCAAAACUUCGUCGGCGACGACGUUGCUAUAGUUUAAGUACCAUCACAGCUGCCUCGUCCACACGCGUCGUCGUCGGGAACAACUGCAUCCUUGCACUGGUGACAUAGACUAGUUUCAAGAUGCAGACAAUAAAGUGUGUUGUUGUUGGUGAUGGAGCUGUAGGUAAAACUUGUUUGCUGAUAUCAUACACGACAAAUAAAUUCCCCUCGGAGUACGUACCCACAGUUUUCGACAACUAUGCUGUCACAGUCAUGAUUGGUGGGGAGCCGUACACUCUUGGAUUGUUUGAUACAGCUGGUCAGGAAGAUUAUGAUAGACUCAGACCAUUGAGCUACCCUCAAACAGAUGUUUUUCUAGUCUGUUUUUCAGUCGUAUCGCCCUCGUCUUUUGAGAAUGUCAAAGAAAAAUGGGUGCCUGAAAUAACGCAUCAUUGUCAAAAAACGCCGUUCUUACUGGUUGGAACGCAAAUAGAUUUGAGGGACGACGCCGCAACCGUUGAAAAACUUGCAAAAAACAAACAAAAGCCCAUUACGGGAGAGCAGGGAGAGAAGCUUGCAAAGGAGCUCAAGGCAGUCAAAUAUGUUGAAUGCAGUGCGCUUACACAGAAAGGAUUGAAGAAUGUUUUUGACGAAGCAAUUUUAGCUGCUCUUGAACCACCAGAGCUAGUGAGAAGAAGAAAGUGCACCGUUUUAUAGAAAAACGCAUCAGAUUACCUGUUUUCUUCAAUAAUCGGCUCUUGAAACACUGCAAUGAUCGCAUCAACGUCUUUAUGUAUACAAUUGGUAUUGAAAAAGACAAACAAAGUAGCCUUUAAAUAACUGGCGAACGAGUGCAAGAAAAGUCUGUCACUUAAUAAGCUAAAAAACAUAAGGCAUUUUUUAACUAAUAAGCUAAUACUAAUGUAAAUUUUUUCCUAAUGAACUCGUUAGUCCAAGAAAAAAAGUUAAAAUCAUGUAAACAAAACGAUCUAGCAUGCGAUUUUCUACCUGUGGAGUUGUGUAUUGCGAGACACGAGCGCUCCUCCAUUGCGUACUCGGAGCUCUGUGGUUUCUAUAUUUUUUGUAUAGACAUUUGUACAAAAUAAAUAUUAUAAUUAUAUAAUAUAUUUGACGAUAUCAACAGAUACGGCAUAACAUAACAUAAUUUCCAUCCAAUGUUUUUUGAUAAAAGUUGAAGUAGUUUCAAAUAGUCUUUCUAUACUACCCCUUCCACUAAGAAACAUACAUAUUGUAUUUAUGAGCAAAAAUUUUUAUACAACCAAAACUCAAGCUGAAACAAAAAAUUACUAUUGUGAAAGUAAUAAAAUUUUGAAGACCUUUUUAUUUCACUUGCUUCAAUUUCACACAUGUACCGUUUACACGUAUACUUAU